Molecule: messenger RNA, 1557 nt
Organism: Doryrhamphus excisus (bluestripe pipefish)
Lineage: Eukaryota; Metazoa; Chordata; Actinopteri; Syngnathiformes; Syngnathidae
Gene: dpm3
Product: dolichyl-phosphate mannosyltransferase subunit 3, regulatory
Biological process (GO): GPI anchor biosynthetic process
Cellular component (GO): dolichol-phosphate-mannose synthase complex; endoplasmic reticulum membrane
Source: RefSeq, a predicted model, not a curated record
CUUCUGUGUGACAAAAGAGCGAUUCAGCCCAUUUAACUACAUUACCCAAGAUACCUUGCGGUUAUUUGCGUCAUCCCUCUGCGCUAAGCUGAGUUGGCCAUUAGCAAGAGGCCGUCUACUGUCAUCAUGACCAAACUUCUGGAGUGGUUGUUCGGCGUUUCUGUCGUCUUGGCCGUCUGGGCUGUGGUGGCUUUCGACCUGUUGGACUUGAAAGUGCCGCAGCCUUACAGAGAGGUUGCCUGGCCCAUGCCGCUGUACCUGCUGGUGUCCUUCGGCUGCUACUCCCUGGCCACGGUGGGCUACCGGGUGGCCACUUUUAAUGACUGUGAGGAGGCUGCAAAGGAGCUGCAGAGUCAGAUAAAAGAAGCCAAAGAGGACCUUAAGAGGAAAGGAUUGAAGAUGUAGAACAUUGCAAGAACUAUGUACCUAUUUUUGUAAACAUCUGGAUAUGUAUUUUAUAUUGUAGUGACAUGAGAUUGUGUGCAACUAAUUUCAGUGAUUUGCACCCACUAAAUGUGAUGCUGUUACUCAUCUAUCUAUGAAACACAUUCUUACAUGUUGGUCACUGAUGGUAAAUUAACAUUCUUCUGUCCUGAUUCAAAUGUGUGCCCUGCAGGAAGUGGAUUAAAUUAUUUUUAUAAUUUUUUUCUCAAAUAUGGGGGGAAGGAAACCCAUGUAGUAUGGACAUGUACUAGUUAGCUGAAUAAACCGUACAUACAAACAACCAUUCACACUCACAUUCAUACCUAUGGACAAUUUGGAGUCACCAGCUAACCUAACAUGGAUGUUUUUGGAACGUGGCAGGACACCAGUGUACCCGGAGAAAACCCAAUGCACAUAUUAAUGGUGAAAACCUGUCAUACAAACCCAUAAGCUUCAUGCUGUGCACACCUACAGUCGUCAAUGACACGAAGAUUAGGUUUCAUGGUGGUUUCCUGUCAGAAAUGGUUAGCUAAAAAUGUACAGUGUCGCUAAUCUAAUGUUGGCUGGCACUUCUUUUGCCUAUGUUCAUUUUCCCCUGCUGUGCAUAAACAAAGCAUAGCCCGGCCAAAUUCAUCAUUACGCUGGUUCAAACGCUCCUGUAACUUAAGAAGAAAUGCAAAAAAAAAGAAGCCGUUGUUGGCAGUGUGAUGUUUUUGGCUGGUGGUGCUCCCCCCACUGCCGUGCCUUUACUCCCCCCUCCCGCCCUGCCAAUGUCUGCAAGCUGUUGCCCGAGCAGACGGCAUGAAAGGCAACCUGUUAUUUACCAGCAAAAUCUCCCACUCUGGCAAUUACACCAAAGGCCUCCCUUGGUAGGCAGAGAUGUUCUCCACUUGUCGCCACAUGUGAAAUAUUUCUUCUUUGUCAUCGCUACGGGUUGACUUUGAAGACAUCCGUCUGUUACGUGCCUUUUUUUGUUGCAAGUCUGGGUAUAAAUCAGAUAAGAGGCAACGUGUCACAGGCCUUAUGUGGUGUGUGUGUGAACAGUCCCCCAUGCUAUAUGUGCUACACAUGCUUCAGGCCAGACUCAAUACAACAUACUGUAAUGUUGGCGGAAUCAUGAUGAGGAUGACUGUG